Molecule: messenger RNA, 3935 nt
Organism: Lethenteron reissneri (Far Eastern brook lamprey)
Lineage: Eukaryota; Metazoa; Chordata; Hyperoartia; Petromyzontiformes; Petromyzontidae
Gene: HEATR3
Product: HEAT repeat containing 3
Biological process (GO): ribosomal large subunit biogenesis; protein import into nucleus
Source: RefSeq, a predicted model, not a curated record
UGGCCGCCCCCACGUGCACCGUGCCACGGGUUUCGGGUCUCUCACUUUAGCCGAGGUGGUUGUGGCUGUUGUCGUUGUUGUUGUGGUUGUUGUUGUGGUUGUAGCCGUGGCUGACUGUGCUUGUUGUGGCCGUGGAUGCGACUGCUUGUUAAGCUGCCGCUCGGCUGUGCGCGUAACGUGUUGUGGUGUGUAGCUGCCCCCCUGUGUGUGUCUGUAGCUGAGAGCGCCUGCAAGUCGGUGCAGCUGCGUGUGUUGUGGCUCGCCUCUUGCUACGCUUGCACCUCCCCACCCCCCCUACUGCUCGCUAUGGGCAAGAGCCGGCAGCCGCGUCGCUUCAGGCGGCCUCACCACCCUCUCUGCGGCCCCGCGGGGCUGAGCACGGAGCCCGAGGCGGAGGAGGAGUGCGAGGAGGAAAACUGCCCAGUCGAGACUCUGCUGGAGACGCUGCAGUCGGGCUCUGCGGACGCGCGUGAGUGCGCGUGCGCCAGCCUCUCCCGCCUGGCCCUGGGCGCCCGCACGGUGCCCGCCCUGCUCGGCCGUGGCGCCGUGCGCCUCCUGGGGCCGCUGCUGCUCGACCCAGCGGCCUCCGUGCGCGAGACGGCGGCCGGAGCUCUCAGGAACAUGAGCGUGGCGGGCGGGCCGGACGCGUGCGAGGACAUGGUCGCCAGCGACAUCAUGACGCCGCUCGUCGCGCUGCUCAGAGAGUGCGCCGCCUUCCUGGACUCUGCCGGGGACGCGCAGCCCAAGGGGAGGGGCGCCGGUGGCGGCGGCGGUGGCGGUGGCGCCGGUCUGCCCGGAGACGUCGCCGUGGAGGCCGUCCACCUCCUGCUCAACCUGUGCGAGAGCAGCGCUCGUGCCGUCUCCGUGUUCAACAAGGAGGCGCUGCUGCCGCCGCUGCUGCAGUUUGUGAGACGGCACCAGCAGCACCUGCCCCUCGCCAUCGCUGCAGCUCAGUGCCUGCAGACGGUGGCGGAGGACAACGUGGAGCUGGCGGGCAGCCUCACCGCUCCGGCGCUCGCCGCACUGGAGCCGGCGCUGCUGCUGCCUCCCGCUGGCGUGGACAACGACAGCGCCGGCGCCCAGCAGAGCCUGCUGCGGACGCUCGUAGCCGGCUUCCUGUGGAACGUGAAGAGCGCCAUCCCCGGCGCCAGCCUGGCCCAGGCGCUGAGCGCCGUCGUGAGUGCGCUGAGCGACGCGCUGGCCUUGGACGCGCGGCCCGCGCUCGCCGCCCUGGAGGCCCCGCCGGCCCCGCCGGGCCCCGAAGCGUCCGGCGCCGGCGAGCGUCGGCAUAAAGGCCGGGCGAACGGAGUCGGCGGCGGCGGUGGCGGUGCCGUCCCUCGCAACCCAGCACCGGCGCAAGCGAAGAGACACUCGAAGAGGAAGAAUUGCGGCGAGGUGGUGGACCAGGCCAACGAGGAGAACAAAGGUGGCGAGGGGAAGGCCGGUGGAGGUGGUGGUGGUGGAGGUGGCGGUGGUGAAGAGGAGCAGAAGGAGGAGAACGGCGGUGGUGAGGAGGACGAGGAGGAGGAUGAGGCUGACAUGGAGGCUGAGCCAAGCGUUGCCACGGGGGACGCAAGGCCUCCGAGCAGCGGCGAUGACCUCUCCGACCUCUUGCCGCCGAGCGAGGCGGCGCUGGUGGAGGUCAUGGCGCUGUUGUCGGCACAGCAGACUGCGCUGGAAAUCCUCGUCAACAUGUGCUGCAGCGAUGACGGGCCGGACGACGACGAGGAGGAGGAGGAGUGGGAGGAGGUGGGCAGCAACGACGGCAGCGAGGAAGCGGCGGCGUGCGGGGACGGCGAGGAGGAGGAGGAGGCGCUACUCUCGCCGCUCUGCCUCUCCGCCGAGGUCCACGGCGCGCUGCUGAGGCACGGCAUCGUGGGCCAGGUGAUAGAGAAGAGCGCGUUUCCAGAGGAGAGCGGCGUCGGCGUCUGCCUCAAGAACCCGGAGUGGAAGCCGCUCCUCACCAGGCUGCAGUGCAUCCAGUGUCGGGCCCUCACCUGCCUGCAGAACAUGCUGGGCUCGCUGGACGAGGAGGCGCUGGGGGGGCCGCUUGCACUGCAGGAGCUGGCGCGCCACCUCGCGUCGCUCCUCUUCAGCGCGAGCGAUCUGGCCAAGGCCACGGAGUUUUUGGAGGCGGCCACUGGAGCGGUGAGGGCGCUGCUCCACGUCAUGGCCUCCAAGGACAUCCCCCAGUGCAUGUCGGUGCAGCAGCUGCUGGCGCUGUGCGAGGCGUGCGUGCGGUGCGAGCACGAGGGCGUGCGCCUCAACACGGUCGGCAUCCUCGGGGUGGUGGGGAGAGAGCUGUCCCGGCAGAGAGGCACCGCCACCACGCUGCAGGAGUUGGGCUCGGUGCUGCUGGGGGUGGCGGCGCGCGACGCGAGCCUCCCCGUGUCGGGGGAGGCUCUGGACGCGCUGUUCGACGUGUUCGCCCACGGAGACGACGCCGACCUCGCCGCCCGCGCCAUGGGGCUCGCGGCCGCCCUCCGCGGCCUCGCGCCCGCGUUCAAGGCCAGGAUGAAGAGCGAGGGCAGGAGGAGCUGCUCCCCGGAGCAGCUGCUGGUGCUCACCAACGUGCGGACGAACCUGGCGCGCUUCAUCCGCUACCAGGAAAGCAAAGCGCGCUGAAGCGCCCCGCCCCACGCCUCCGCCCCCGUCCUGGCAUCACGCACGGCCACGUGGGCCUCGCGUGGUCGGCGCGGAUCCUGGUGCAAGGAACAAUACGGGGCCCUCCCCCGCCCACCAAAAUGCCCCCCACCUCCCCCUCCCCCCACCGGCCCAUCCCAUCUCUUGCCCGGGGCCCCUCUGGCCCAGGGAGGACCCUGGUGUAGUUGCACCGCCUGCGCACGCCGCUCGAUGGCGCUGGGUCGCGGCCGUUCCGCGUCGCUCGUUUGCCACGAUUGCGCGACCGCUGCAACGAGCGGCUGCCCACAAGCAUCCCCCCCCACCAGCAUCCCCCCACCAGCAUCCCCCCACCAGCAUCCCCCCCCGUCCUGCUGCCUCGUUGGGAGCGGCUGCGACCCGACAGCCGAUCGCGACUUGGAAACCGUGAGGACGCGCGAGCCGCAGUUUGUGCCGUCGAGGUGACUUCUGCUGCUGCUGCUGCCGUCGCCGCCACUUAACGAGGGGGGGUGGAGGCAGGGGACGUCAAAGUGUUAAUAGCCGAGGCGUUUGCUGUGUGUGUGUCGCUGAACAGCCGUGGUUUAGUUUGACUGUGCGGAGGAGCUGUAUCCGAGGGGACAGAACCGAAACACAUGGACGCCACAGGUUCUACUUCCUGCCAAAGAUAUAUUUUGUUCAGCUGCCCCCUUUCGGCUAGACCUCCGCCUAAGUUAUGCUACUUUUCUCAUUUUACAAAUAUAUUUUACCGUCCUUUAGAUUUUAUUUAAUGACAAAUUAUGCGUUAAUAAUACCACUAUCAGAUUUUAGCCCGGUUCCUAAACUCCUUGUCCAAAGGGAUCUUUAGUGGGUGGCUAAAUCCUUGUGUUACCCCACCACUGUCCUGACAAAUGGGAGGCAGUGAGGCCUCCUAAACCCCCCCCCCUCUGUGGUCCCUUCCACGGAUUUUUGCUGAUUGCACAGUCCCAGCAGAGUGGCGUCCCUGCGGUGUGCGACGGGGGAAACGGGCGACUGUCCGGUGGAGAGUCGAGCUUCUUGCGUGCGGCCCGCCUGCCUGGGAUUCCCUUGCCCUCUCCUGAGCAGGGGGGGUUGUGAGGUCGUUGCUGUGGUGGGGGCCCCCCCCCCCCAACCUCGCCCCCUGUAGUUUAUUUUCGGGUGCCAUUUGUGACUCUCCGUCGUUUUGUCGCCGAUAAACGCAGCCCACGCGGAGGACGCUUCCGCUGGGAUUUAUUUUGUGCAAAUCCACUGUUCGCGAAAUUUCUUGUGUUUAAAACCAUGUGUUAAAAAAAAAUAAAGCGAGAAAAGCGGACAAUAAAACG